Molecule: messenger RNA, 2391 nt
Organism: Laccaria bicolor S238N-H82
Lineage: Eukaryota; Fungi; Basidiomycota; Agaricomycetes; Agaricales; Hydnangiaceae
Exons: 3
Coding region: 1-1665 (554 amino acids)
Source: RefSeq, a predicted model, not a curated record
AUGGCUAUUUCGCACUUUCAACUCGUCCACAAGAACCACAAAAAGCCUCGUUCAUCAGAGGUGGUGAAGCGUGCCGCGAGUGCAUCAUGCAGCACGGGUGGUUUUUACCUUGCCCCAAAGAUGGGCGACACCAUAAACUCUCUCACUCCCCUACCCAUCACCUGGGACCCAUCCUGCCUCAACAGCACCGACAUAGACAUCUACCUCAUUUCUCCUGGUUCCGCCCUUCCACGCAUCCACAUCUGGACGGGCGUUGCCCUCAAACGCGGAACAUACACCGCAACACUUAUGCCAAGAUGGUGGAACGCCACCAGCUCCCAGUCCCUCCAAAUCUCCAUCGUCCCAGCCGGCCAAGCUCCUUUCAUGUCCCAAAUCGCAGGAGGGCCUGUCUUCACUGCUACCUAUACCACUCCUUCCACAGGCACACCAGCCUCUGCGGACGUUAACCAAAUCGACUCGGGUGUUACACCUGUGAAUGACGCAGCCAACGCGAAGAAAAAAUCCAUCUCAGGCAAAGCAGCUGCUGGUGUCCUCAUCCCACUCUUGUUCAUCUGCUUGUGCGUCGCUGCGUGGUUCAAGAUGCAGCGCUCAAAGGGCAAAGAAAAACGAAAACGCUGGAGCGAGGCCGUCGACAAGCGCAUGUCCACCAUCUCAACCGACUGGAAAUCCAUCUCUGCAGCAGGCGCACAAGCCGCCAUCAGAAAUUCUAUCGCUGUUUCUGGGACGGGGAGCCGUAACUCUGCUUUCUCCUUUGGCGCCAUUCGUCCUUCUAGCCAGUUCAUUGCCGAAGGGGAAGAAAAUACAGCAGGGGUCGGGUCUACACGGAACAUGUCGCAGAUGCGCCCUGGAGUGGGUCUACGGAACCCUGCAGCUAUGUCUUCUACGGAACGCGUGUCUCGCGUCUCCUUUGCGGCUGAUACGCGUACUUCUCGCGUCUCGUUCGCCGCAGACCCCAGGCCGUCUGGUGAAUCCCGCCGGACGAGGGCGUUCCAUAGCGCGUAUAUUCCGCCUGUGCCUGCGUUGCCGACUGACGACGUGUCGGAUGAUGGGUCUGGCUCUCUGUCACCUAGACAGACGCAAGGCCCAUUGACGCUCACUCCUGAGGACAUUAGGGCGAGGAUUAACGGAGGCAGAUCGGUAUCUCCCUCUUCGGCUGAGCAACCCAGAGACGAGAAUCAGAUGGACGAGGUUAUGCCUGCGCUGAGCAUGAUGCGUACAGGUGCAGACUCCUCCACAGGGGACGACGACUUCUUAUUCUCCACUCCAGCAGCACCAACGCCCUCCCACCCCAAACCCACCGCCUCCUCUUCCUCCGCAGGCCUAACCAGCCCCGUCAUGUCAUCUAUGCCCAUGCAGCCCAUGCCCGCAUCCGUCAUGUCCCCCGACGACAUGUUGCGCGCAUACGCAGAACGUAAGGCCGCAGGCGCCAACAAGGGAGGCUUUGGAGGGGGUAUAUCAACGGCGCAGAUCAGUUAUCCCGUUCCUGCUGCCAAUACGAGUACUAGCAGCGGGAGUGGGGGGAUGAGGACGUUGUUUAAUGCGAGUGGCGUUGUGAGCCCUACGAAUACGGGUAAUGGUGGGUAUGAUGCGUAUGCGGGAGGGGCGAGCUAUGCGAUUGGGGAUGAGGGUGAUGUGGGGCAUGACCCGUAUGGAGGGACUGUUUGAGUGAAAUGAGUGAGUGGUGAGAGGCAGGCGUGUGGAGGUUUGGGUUAUUUAUUGCUGCCUCUCCCCCUCUUUCUUUCUCUUCUGGUCCCCUCUGUCCCGCUCCCUAUUCUGGUCGUUCUCCACUGCGAACGGACGAACGAACGCCCCUCAAUCGACACCCGCGACAUCUCCCUCCUCUUGCUCCCUUUCUCUAUGUUAUACUACGAAUGUGACAUUAUCCUCCGUGGACCCUUUGGUUCUCAUAAAUCCACCCCCCACCUGCCAAUCAGUACCACCUACCUCUGCUUCUUCUCUUUUCUUGCCCACUUCUUGCCAGUGUUUUAUUAAUCAUUAUGACCCAUUACACUCUACCACCCUAUCUCUGCGCCUUUCCUUCCACCUACCUCCACCUCCUUCGACCUUUUUGCUACUAGGCGUAGCAAAGUUGGUCAGGUAACCAUCGCCAGUCCUGCGCCUAGAUUUUACCCCCAUCCACCCACACACGCACUUCAGGAAGAACUCUCUUGACUUUUUUGACACUUUUUUUCUUUUGAUUACGCGAACGCGAAAUUGUACGCCUACCCUACAUACUGUAGACACAAACAUACCCCUCCCCCUCCUCCCCUGUUCACGUAUGUUUUUUUUUUCUUCUUUUCUUUUCUUGGGGCCGUGAAUUACUUAUUCUUUUUUUUAUUUUUUACUUUCUACUUUUGUGAGUUGCAUUGCAGAAAUAUAUUUGGUUGGUUG